GCUACUUGAUCACCUCAGAGAGGAAUUCGAUUACAUAGUUGAUGGAGAGCUUUUUAAUGGUAUAUGAACUUCACUGCAGCAGCAAAAUAGUUUACGCUGCUCAGUACUAUACUGACCAAGAACGUAUCGAGUCGUACUUUCCAACAUCUUUUACGCGCCAAUAACACGCACGGAACGAAAAUCGUUUAGCAAUCCAUCUGCUGACUAGUGUUGACCCUCGCGUGAACUGUUGGAAUCUUGAUCGAGUGAAGGUAGCAAAGUCGAACGAUAACGCCACCCCGACAACCGGCCAGAUGGGUACCCUGAGCAAGUACUUUUACGAGGCAACGCGGAACAAAUCCUGUAGGGAUAUGCUCCAUCCGGGAUACACGUGCUACGAUGCGGGGAAGAUCUACAUACGCCAAGGGAUUGUCGGUGCCAUGCGACAUUAUCUUCCAGGGGCUGUGACGGCGUUGCUCUUCAAAAUGAAUCAAUGGGACGAUCCGCAGGUGUGGAAAACUUUUUUCCUACAGUACGCGCGGUGCAUCAUUGCCGGAUUGCCGAUGACGGCUGGUAGCUUUCACUUCUUCUGUGGAUUCUACAACCUGUUCGGCCGUUUCUCUGCACCAUUCUUCACCUUCAUUCCAUCGUUUCUCGGCGGCUGUACAUGUAUGUUCCUCCCUAGAACGAUCGUGCACGCUCAGGGUAUAGGACUCUUCAAUAUGUAUAUCGAAUUUCUCAUACGUCGCCUGCGUGGAAAAACAGCCGAAGCCCUACGACUUUCCAAACUUGCCGGAACGCUGUUCUUCAGCAUCUUCAGUGCCGCCAUGCUGCCGGCCCUCGAAUAUCUACAAAUCAAUCGCUUCUGGUUUGCCAACAUCUACCGAAAGCCCAGCGCAGACACCAACGAAGAAAUCCAGCCGAACUGCUGCCCACAUCACCCGAAGCGAUCCUGCGUUCAGCACGUCACCGCCCAAGUCAAGAAGUCCUUCUACUUCGGACUGGCCAUCUGUUUGAUCAAGAACGCACUUCCUCGGAUCGCCAUGGCGUUCCGGAGUCCGCUGCAAUUCAUCCGAACCAUGGUUUUCCGCUUCGAUUAUGGUCUAAUUGGGUUCUUCACUGCCUACAAGGCACUGUACGAGUUUUUCAAUUGCUACCUGAUUCAGAACAGUAAGCUUAAUCCGCUGGUUCGUGCUACCAUCACCGGGUUCAUCAGCGGAACUGCAUACUGCCUGUAUCCGAACUAUUUGCUUUUCACAUACCCCAUUUCGGAACUAGUGGAAGUUUACUGGUUGGUGUACAUGAAAUCCAACCUACCCAAACCCAAGAUAGUGCAAUUGAUUGACCGAUUCCCAACGACUUUACUCAUGUACAUGUUCAGCCUGGGUAUGAUGUAUCACCUGAGAGUAGUCUACCCGUAUCACACCAAUCGCUACUGUCACAAGCUGAUGGCGAUUGGUACUACAGGGCGUUCAGAAACAUUGGCCCGUGGAUACGCUGAGAUAAUGAUGGGUUACAGGGAUUAG
Molecule: messenger RNA, 1505 nt
Organism: Aedes albopictus (Asian tiger mosquito)
Lineage: Eukaryota; Metazoa; Arthropoda; Insecta; Diptera; Culicidae
Exons: 4
Coding region: 294-1505 (403 amino acids)
Source: RefSeq, a predicted model, not a curated record